AUGCACCUGUUCGUUUCUACAGAUAAAGCUGCAGCUAAAAGCACAGAAUUAGGCCAGGUACCUUUGUGUGAUGAGUUGGCAAGUUUAGUGACAACAUCACAAUGGCUCUUACUAACAGAAGUGGCUCAAAUGAUGAUCAUAGGUUCCAGGUUGGUUCAUAUGGGGAGAGUCCGUUCUUCAGGUGUUGCAGUCUUGAGCUGCUUAAGGGUUUAUAGAUCAAAUAACAACACUUUGAAUUGGGACCAGAAACUAACUGGCAGCCAGUGCAGUUGGGCCAAGAUUGGUGUAAUAUGCUCAAGCCAUCUUGCCCCAUUACCUGACCUCUGAAUUCUGCACCAGCUGAAGUUUCCAAACCGUCUUCAGAGGUAUUCCCACGUAUGGCAUGUUGCAAUAAUCUAACUUAGAGGUUACCAGAGCAUAGACAACAGAAGUUAGCUUAUCUCUUUCCAGAUAGCGGUGCAGCUGGGCCACCAGCCCAAGCUGAUGGAAUGUACUCCACACCACAGAUGCUGUCUGAGCCUUGUGACAGCAAUAGAUGCAGAAGUGCCCCUAAGCUGUGCACCUGCGACUGCCCUAAUCCACUGAAAACUAGCUUCCUUUUGAAACUAUAUGACAGUGUUUACAGCACUUUAACAUUAGCAAACGUGUCCUUGCCCAAGCCUUGCAUUCUCCUUUUAGACAAGGGGCAAAAGGGAGAUGAAAGCGUAAUGAUGUGUGUGAGCAAGAGAAGUUACAUAUUUAUACUUUUUUUUCCAGCUGAGCAUGAGAACAGAGGACUGGCUUGAUCAACUGUGUUUGUGCACCUGGGAAUUCGGGGUGGAGGAAAAGUAAGAAUAGGCAAUCUUAGAUGCUCAGUUCUGUAUCAGAAAAUUAUGAGAAUAUCUUCAAAACAUGAAAAGGUGCUUAAGUUUAUUUUUCUCUUUUGUAUUGAAAGAUGUUCGUACGGAAUAUAACAUUAUUUUCAACUCCUUUUUUCCCCUGUCACAUCCCAGUGUUGACUUUGGGGAGUUGCUAGGUGCCUUGAACAUUUUGUUUCCUCUUCCAAGACUAAAGCCUGAAUUUUUAUCUUUAUUCAGCUCCGUUUAAUGACGAGUCUUUUGGAUUUGAGGAUUUCUGAAAGCUUGAUUUUGUUUCAGUCAGGAUAAAGUGAAUGACUUGACUCAGGUUUUUUGGGAAACUUCUGUGUGACUCACGCUGUAUGUAGUUGACUUGAGAAUUAAUUCCGGGCAAACGGUGCGGGAAGAGAAAAGCUAGCUCCCUUUUGUUUUCAUUCGUCGGCGGAGUUUGGAGACAGGAACCAAACUUGGUGAAAUUUAUGCGCCUCUAGGCACAAAUCGGGGAGGAUUCCGCCCGUCAUCCUGAAACCCUUUCCUUAAAUUCUGUUUAUUUUAAUUGCGGAUCCUCAGAUUGGAACAUUUACUUCCCUGGGUUAAAUACGGAGCUUCUCCCGCCAGCUCCUGGGAGAUCACUCGCUUCCAACUCUCGGAGAACAAAGUCAGGCGGGCUGGCAAGUUCAGGAGCAAAUAUUUCCCAGUUCCAAGGCAAAGGGGAGAGGAGGGGCGAGGGAGCGAGCAGGAGCUGGCUCGGAGCUCCGCUAGCAAGGCCUGUGGGAGCGCAGAGACGGAGGCCUGGCUUGGCUGGGCAGAGCGCUACAGCGGCUCGCAGGCUGCUCCAUCCACCAGCUCGGCUCUCUGCUGAGCCUGCCUAGGCUGACAAUGAAUGGCUGCUGCUAGUGCUGCUUGGAGGGCUAGGGGAGCAGAGCCCCUCCAUUGAGCGACAUCUCCUCUCCCCCCCCUUCUCUUUGCGCAGGUGAGAGCCACGUCGCCCCCCUCCCUUCCAGGAGACCUCACCACUCCAGGGUCGCCCCCCGCCCCACUCUUUUAAGUCGGGGCACCCACCCGCCACCCUCCUUCCAAUGCAUGCACCCCUCCCCCCAUUAUCCCGGGUGUUUAAACUUUCCUCGCCCUCGCCAAGCAGCCUUCUAACCUGCCGGGCUCGCCCAAGGGGGGCGGCGGGGUGGGGGGAAAGGGGAUCCUUAAAAUAGCAGCUGUUGCCUGCGCCGAUUCCCCCCCCCCGGGUGGGAGAGGCCCCCCUUAGCAGCCCUCCCCGUCUCUCUCUUUCCCCCACCCUCCCUCCGUCCCCCUUCCUCCGUUGCACCCCAAACCAGACCCCAGAGGAGGACCUCUGCGCCUGCCUUCGGGUGUGGAGGGGGAGAGGAGCUGCGCCCCUGGGCUCCCCUGCUAGGCCUCCCUGCAGUCGGCGACCCCUUAGCAAAGUGUGUGUGUUGGGGGGGGGAUGUCCCCCUUACCCCCCACCCGCCUUCCUCCUCCUCCUCCUCCCCGGACCUCACAAGCAACGUGGUGGCGCUCGCUGCCUCUCCCCGGCCUGCGCCUUCUCCUCCGCACAGGCUGGCUGGCCGGGAGGGCGCGGGCUUCCCCUCUCCGCAGGCCUGUCCGAAAUCCCCCGACGUUCCCUGCGGGGGCUUUGUCCUGCUCCUCCUCGCCUCGCUCCCCCCCGGGCCCGGCCGCCUAGAGGAAGGGCGCCGCGGCGGGGCCACCCUCGAGGGAGAAGUUUCGAGUGGGAGCCCCUUGGCGUUGCCAGGCGAAGAAGGCCUGGCCGGGCGGUUGGCUUGGAAACCCGGAAUUCGGUGGCUUUCGGAGGAUGCUUUUGGGCCACGGUGGGGGAAGGGGCGCGGAAAGAAAGCGGCAGGGGAGAGGAGAGGAGGAGGGGCGCUUCCCUUCCUCCUCCUCCUCUUCCAGCGGGGGGAGGAGGUGGGGAGGGGGCAAAAUGUUCCUUUUCCUGCAAUGGGACCUUUCAGAGUUUAAAAAUGCGGGGGGGGGGGAGUUCAGGGAAAAAGUUCGAGAAACGAAACUUCAGAAACUUUUACUUGUGGGGCAGCAGAAGUUAAGAUCGAUACUGGUUCGAAGAGACCAGGCUAGGAAUGGGGGGAUUAUUAACUGUUUUGGCGUGCACGUUUACUCGGAAAUUGCAGUAUUACUCUCUCGCUGAGAUUAAUGGGAGUUUACUCCCAAACAUAGACUUGGUUUACAACUUCCUGGGGUGGCGGGUGGGGAAUUAAAGUUUUCAGUGGUUGUUUUGGAAGGGGUGGGAUUAUCUGUAUUUUACUUAGGUUAACUCCUUAUGCACGUGGUAAGGGAAGGAGAAGGUCACAAUGUGGCUCUGUCUUGAGGAUAGUUUUUGUUCUCUUGAAGAUACUUGUGGAGGUGGUGCAGUGUGUUCCUGAUAAAUGAACAUUGUAAACAAGUUGCCACUGAAUAGCUCACCAUAUGUUAUUUGUUUUCUUAAGUCUUUGCUUUUCUCUCUCUCUCUCUCGCUGGAUUCCAAUUUGGCCUUUCUAAGUGCCAAGUUUAUUAUACCAGAGGACACAAUUGUUGUCUUGUCAACUUGUGACUUCACAACAGAAAAGAGUUGUUGUGUUAUUUUUCAUAAGCAGGUGAGCUAUUCAAAAAUAGUGCAUGACGACUUUGCAGCAAAAUUGGCUCUGAAAAGAGGAAGAGCACAGGGAUAUGGCAUUGUAUACAUUGUUAACUGAGCUCCUCAGAAGGGCCUCUAAAAGUUAGAUCCUGCUGUAAAUUGCAGUAACUUCUCAUAUAGAUUAAGGCUUCAAUAAGAAUAUUCUGUCACAACUGAGGUCUGACUAAUGGGAGGGAGAUGGUGCACAGACAAUGGAACUCUCCUCCAAAGAUUACCUUACUGGUACUUGAAGCUGUGUAUUAUAGUUAGCAGUGUUGUUUAGUGUUGUUUAGAGCAAGCCACAGUCCAAACCAAGUUCUGCUUCUAAUAAGUUCUGCACAAACAGAUAACAGACUCUUGUAGAACAGCUGCAUGUCUGUCUAUUCAGAAGUAAAUCUUGCCAAGUUACAUCGGGCUUCAAAGUAAAUGUUCACAGGAUUGCUGCUUUGGAUCUAUUUUAUUUUUUCCUAUAUACAUAAAUUAAAAUAAAGAUGAGCAUCACAAACAAUAAGCAAAAAAUUGGAGUACAGAAGUGGUCAUUUUACAAAAUUAUUAUGACUUACACAAUCAUUUAAACAGGUGUUGGUUGAGCUCCAGCAGACUCACUAGCCCUCCUGAUGAAUCAGUAGGGAGAUCAUAUUUUUCAAAAAACCCGUUCACAUUAUGUAUGGCAGACAGGUGUCAGUGAGAUGGUCUUGGUGAGUCUGACCCCUGCCGAGUUGCAGUGUUGGGUCAAUUUCUCAGAGAAAACUGUCUGCUGUGCCUUUGAUAUAUACCCCUUAAUUGUAAAUCUGAUUUGAGAGGCCAAGUGCUGUGCAACUUCCAUUUAUGCCACUAUCAGCAGAAAGAUUUUAAGAUCCAUGUGUAGCACUGAGCUCUUCUGUUCUAAGGGGUUGGACAGGAGGGCUAAUGCUGAAUCUGGGAUGAUCAGAUGGCACAAAAUAUCAGCUAUUAUUCCAAAUAUAUUCUUGUCAAAAGAUUUACUCCCUGGGGCAUGACAGUCAUAGGUGAAUUAAGGAACCAUCCUUCUUGCACUCUCUUCAGCAAUGAGGAAAGGUGACACUGAGGAGAGAUGGCACUGUUAACUCAGUGAGGGCUGACAGUAUAGUUCUACUUGCAGAUUUGAGCUUAUCUUCUCUGAGCUUGGCAGAAACCCUGUGAAGUCAUGCCAUCACUAUACUAAUGACUUGUAGCUCUACUUCUCCAUAACAUCUCUGUCAGUAGAAGCUGUGCAUGGUAUCGUUCUGGAGCAGCUGUCCAAGUUAGGGGAGGUAAGCACCGCUUUGCAGUGGUUCCAAUCCUACUUGGAUAGUAAUUUCCAGAGGGUGAUACUUGGGGAGUGCUUUUUGGCCCUGUGGAGCCUUCAGUGUGGGGUUCCUCAGAGUUUGAUUUUAUCCCCCAUGCUGUUCAACAUCUACAUGAAACCACUGAGUGGGGUCAUCCAGAGUUUUGGAGUACAUUGUGAGCAAUAUGCUGAUGACACAUCUGCAGGUGUGGCAGUGGAGGUGUUGGACCGUUGUCUUGCCUUGCUAAUAGACUGGAUGAGAGCCAAUAACUGAAGCUCAAUCCAGAUAAGACAGAGGCACUGUUAGUGGGUGGUUCCCUAGGCCAGAUGGAUGGGAGGUUGCCUGAUCUUGAUGGUGUUACUCCCUUUGAAGUGGGUAUGCAGCUUAGAGGUACUUCUGGAUCUGUUGCUGUUGCUUGAGGCCAGGUAGCUUCUGUGGCACAGAAUGCCUUCCAGCAGCUUUGGCUGGUGGCCAGUUGCACCCCUCUCAGGACAAGAAUAGCCUAACUUGUGUUGUUUAUGCUCUGAUGACCUCUAGGUUAGAUUACUGCAGCAUUUUAUAUGUGGGGAUGCCUCUGAAGAUGGUUCAGAAACUUCAGCUGGUGCAGAAUUCAGCAGCUAGGUUGCUCACUGGGGCAAAAUGACUUGAGCACUUGCUGCCAAUUAGUUUCUGGGCCCAAUUCAAAAGUGCUGGUUUUGAUCUAUAUACCCUUAAACGGCUCAGGACCCCAGCACCUCAAGAACUGACUCUCCCCAUAUGAAUCGACCCAGACCCUGCAAGCAUCACCUGAGGCUCUUCUUCAUAUGCAUCCUCUGCAAGCCCAGAGGGUGGCAACACGAGAACAGCCCUUUUGUGAGAUGACCUCCCGCUUUGUGGAAUGCUCUCCCCAGGGAGGCUCACUUGGCACCUUCAUUACAUAUCUUUAGGGGCCAGGUGAAAAAAUUCCUCUUCUCUCAGUUCUUUGGUUAAUUAUGGCUUUUAAACUGUGGGAAGGGGUUAUUUUUUGUUUGUUAUUAUGUUAUGUAUUUUUGUGUUUUUAUACUGUAUACCUCCCUGUGAUCCUCAGAUGAAGGGUAAUAUAGAAUCUGGAGCUUUCUGUGGGUACAGUGGUGGAGUGGAUGAGGGCCAAAAGGCUGAGCUGGAAUUCUAGAAGACAGAGGCACUUUGAGUUGGUGGUUGUUGUGUCCAGAUGAUUGGCCAUUUAUCUGUUCUGCAUGGGGCUGCAGGGAGUCAAACUGUUGCCUUGCUCUCCCUGGCCUCACCUCCCUGCAUGCUUUGGCUUUUAACUCUUGUUCAUCUGUGACAGAAAGUGUUAUGGUUCAAGCAGGUGAAGAUUGAGUAACUGGUUCAGCAGACCUGAACCAACUGGUUCAGUUCCAGUUCAUGUAUGAAAACUUACUUGUCAUUUACAUACGUGGAGAUAUUCAGCAGUGCAGUAUUGGAUCCUGUUCUUAACUCUGUAUGGUUACACAUACUGGAUAGAAAAACUGUGCAGGAUGUUGGAACCUAGUGGGGCGGAUACACAGGCAAAACACUUGGUGAUCUGGAUUAUUUAUCCUAAGAGUUGUAACAGGAGUGAAUCAAUUCCUUUUAAGAAUUAUGUUCUCAUGAUGGUUUCCACCCAUCCAGCCCCAUGUUUCUGGAUUCCCUCUUUAUUGUCUCAUGGAGAAUAAGGACACUGGGAGGCUGCUGGACUAUGUACUUGCUGUCUGGGUCCCUGUAAGCCUAAUUAUCACAGAAGUAGCCUGUUUGUCAGGGAUCUUACUGUUUAAUCAACAACUAUUUGCAUCCUGACCCAUAGGUCAAAGGUUAGAAAGAUCGGGUUUCGACCACUUUAAUAGGGACACAGACUGCUGCAGUGCUGAACCAAGGGGAAGCAUUUUGCAGGGCACAUACAUUUCUUCCUCUCCCUGCCUAUUUCCUCCACUGAGCUGUAAAGCUUCAGUCUCUGUCCUGCCUCCUGCUUUCCAGACAGAGGGCAGAGUAUGGAGGACAGAUUCAAAAUGUAUAAAAACUCUCCCAGCUAUUGGUUCCAUAUAUACAUGGUAAAUUCUGGUUGUGGCAACUGCAUGUAUCAUUGCAGUGUUGUUGGUGGUUGUUUUUUUUAAGUUAGAACCUUAUUACUGUACUGUAAUGAGUCUCGAGGGGCUUGUGUGUUCUGUUCACGUUCAUUGAAAAUUUUCUGAUAGUCAAAGCAAUAAAUAGUUGGAUUGGUGUUGAAUUUAAAUCCCUAGUUCUAUGAAAUUGCAGUGCUCCAGAUUAGCGGGCUCCGGCAUCCAUUGUGAUCUUUGGGGAUGUGACGUUCUAUUGUAAGGAGGCAUAUCUGAUGGCAACCUAUCUGAGCCUGGGGUAUUGUCCUAUUCAGUGGCUGUAGGGCCAAGUGCUGGCAGAGAGAGCUUAAUGUGUUAAUAUGGUUAUAUAAUGAUGCAUGUUACCAAAAUAAAUUGCAGAUGCAUUUGUACGUUGAAUAUGAUUUUCAGUUUUGGCCGUUUCAUCUUAAAAUUGUGGAACUGGAAAAGACGCAGGGGUGGGCAGAGUAUAGAAGGCCUUUCACAUGAGAAGAAAGUAAACCUACUGAGAGCCAUUGGAACAGAUAACCAACACCUAGGUGAGAAUAUGAGUCAUUUCUGCAAAUCACAGCUAGAUUGGAAAAUCUGUUUUAUUCUUUCACUUAUAAUAACUGAUGGAUUCACUUAUUAAAUUAACACAACUGCCCUACCCCCACGGUACAGUUGCCCUGUGAUACUGCUUUGCUACAGACACAGGACAAAGAGCCAACAUAUAAGUAAGUUCAAAAGAGGACAAGAGCAAUUUAUGAGUGAUAGAAAUAUACCGGUAGGCAGAUGCCAUCUAAGAUGAUCGGGGUAGUGUGUCAUUUUGCUGAAAGAGUCCGUAGUCCUGAAAUUGCUGAAGGCUGAAAAGAAUACAAGAGCAGGUUCCUUAUUAAUAAGCUGAGCAGUUAAUGUUCCCUGUAGCAGAUUUUGGGCACACCCAAGAUGGUCAUGUGUACAUUUGCCCUAGCCUAGACACUUAGAAGAAUUCUGCUGUAGCAUAUGAAUAUUAUGGUUAUGCAAGAGUAGGAGAGUUUUUUUAAUGUAAGAAAAUAGUUUGAGGUAAAACAUGGAUCAUGGAAGUUGGCUGUGUUCCCUGAUGAACAAACAAAAAGAGAGAGAGGAGGAAUAUUGGAAUUUGACAGGGAAGAAAAACUAGAUUAUUUACUUUAGGAGAUGUUUGUGACUUCCCUGUGAUGGAAUAUACACAUCUCAUACAGACUUCUUAGGCAAGAAGGAAUUUCAAAGAGGCUGGCAGAGUUUUCCCUCCCUGUGUGGCCAACAAGGAAACUCAUUGGGUGAUGAAUGAGAGAAGGAUCUUGUAGACUUUUUUUUUUUAAAUAAAAAAUAAACCUGGACUGCUGAGAGGUUAGUAGCCUGAGUUUUGAUGUUGGUCGUAGAGGAGGACUCUUUUCCUCCAUGGCCAGCAUGGAUAUGUAGGAUAAUACAGUGGUGCCUCGCAAGACGAAAAGAAUCCGUUCUGGGAGUCUCUUCGUCUAGCGGUUUUUUCGUCUUGCGAAGCAAGCCCAUUGAUGGGAUUAGCGGAUUAGCGCUAUUAGCGGCUUUUAGCGGCUUUUAGCGGCUUUUAGCGGCUUUUAGCAGCUUAUCAGCUUAUCUGAUAAGCAGAUAAGCGGCUUAGCGACUUAGAAAAAGAGGGGGGAAAGGAAAAAAAACACCCAGGAACUCGCAAGACAUUUUCGUCUUGCGAAGCAAGCCCAUAGCAGAUUCGUUUUGCGAGGCACCUCCAAAACGGAAAACUCUUUCGUCUAGCGAGUUUUCCGUCUUGCGAGGCAUUCGUCUUGCGGGGCACCACUGUAAAUGAUAAUAAUUGUGCAAUAGUAACUUUUUUAAAACUUACUUGUAUAUCCUGCCAUCCUCCCAAGCAUUUAAACCUGGCAAUACCCAGCCACCAUAGUUUGUCCUUGGUGGAUGAGUCUGUCCGGAAGAAGGAUGAUCUUAAGACUACAAUGAGGAUGCAGGUGUGUUUGGAGUCUUGGAUGAAGAACAUUAAUAGAGUGAAGCCUCUGAGUGGCCCUAUAAUGUCUCAGUAUGAGCUCAUGGGCACAGGUCAGGUUGUCUACGUAUAAACAAAUAAGGCAAGAGGCAGUUCAGUCACCAGGUCUGCUGCUGGUUGGUUAUUUUUCCAGGUUCUUUGCUUCUACUACUUUGGUUCCUGUAUUGAUUCAAGUGUAAAAGGAAGCCACAAAGUCCUACGCAUUAAUUUGGUUCCUGUUGGCUUUGCCAGAAAGAAAGGAAGAAAGGUAGAAGAGUGUUGUGUCGGUGAAACAGUGAGGCAUUUGUUUUAUACUCACAAAGGUUGUGUAGUCAAGGGAGAUCUUAUGUUGUUGCUGUGACAGACUUGGGUUUUAUAUACACAGAAAGAAACUUGGGACAGAAAGAAGCUAGGAAAUAUUAAGGGCUGUUGAAUUAUCUUUUGCCAACCAUGGCUGGAGUUAGCAUCAUUUGGGGGCAGGGGGUGAAGUCUGGUGCUCUCAUAUUACAAAAUUUAGCAUCUACUUGCCUUAUCCUCUUAAAUAACUUACAGCAUCUCUGUGUGUGUUCUGUCAGUAACAAGGAAAUUAACAAUCUUAAUUAGUAACUUCUAAGCCUGGGAGACAGAAGCAAAAAUACUCUUCUUCUUCAGCUGUGCUAUGGUCACUGUCACUAAAGUACACAAAGUACACAGAACACAAAAAGUUCUGUGAUUUACGCUGCCUGCAUAACGAAGAGACCAGCCCAAGUGCCAGCAGGCUUGCAAUCCCUCAGAUACAUGGCAGUAACUUUCUGAGGUUCCUAAAUUGCUCAAUGUUCUUAGAGCGCUUCUUUAACAGAAGCAUUGGGUUUCAUGAGAAAAUGCCUUUCCUUGUUAAUCUGCAUGGCCCAAUCCUUUUAGUGCUUACUUAGAAAUAGUACCACUGAGUUCACUACUCCUUUAAAAAAAAAUUUAUUCAUGCAUUUUCUAAUUUAUGAGUUCACUACUCCUAAGUUAAGAGUUCAGUUAGAGCACAUGAUUAUCUAGUCCAGUUUCUUGCCUCCAACAGAGAUCACAAAGCUCAAAGCAGGGCAUCAUGGAGAGAGCCUUCCUCUGAAGUUUGUCCCCUAGCACCUGGUAAACUAGAGAGAUACCGGCUCUGAAUAUGGAGGCUCUGUGUUCACUCUUUACAGCUACUUCAUUUAAGGCAAGUCAUUUCUGGAAAUAACUUGCCAGACUUGCUACUCAAGCCACCCAAGGACACAGGCUGAUCAGACCUCUUGUAGGCUGUAAGCAGUUGGUACCUAUCUGCAAGGCUGAACAUCUGGUUAUAAUCUUUGCUAUGGGCCUAACCCUUGGGUACAUUUCACAACACACAACUCCAAAGGAGUAAGGAAUUUGGUAUCAACAGAAGCUAUCCUGCUUUAUUGAGCAGAAACUCUUAAUUGAUGGAAGCUUUGGUCAUUUGAUUCCAUGAUAUUAUUGGGGGUUAAUGAGGAAUUGUGGGAAGCUGCUGUGUUAUGAGUCCCACGGUACUCCCACACCUUGCCUCCCAUUCCCAAUCCCAGCAGAAGCAUGUUAAAGGGUUUCCUGCCCUUGAGUUGUUAACAUGUGUGAUAAGCCUAUGUGAAACUGCUCUCUGACUUACUUUUACUUUGGUUUGCUAGCAUCCAGGCCCAGGACUUGAAGUUAAGGCUGUCAGUUGAGCUAUAUUUUAAUUGGCCUUUUGCUCACUAAAUUACUCCAAAAAGAAAGAGAGAGGGAGAGAGAGAGAUGGUCUCUGCUUGCAAGGCAACUUUGAGAUCUCCUGGGGGCAAAAGUGAACUUGCUUUUGUGAGAGCCAGGCAGUGAAACUGAUGGGGGAAAUCGUAUUUUUUCUGAUAAGUGUAUCCAUAGAAAUGAGAGAAGUGAAAUGUGUUAGCUCAUAAAAAUACUAGGUGAAUGUGAAUAGUUCCACAAACCACGGCUGCGUAACUGAAGCCUCAUUAAUGUGCUUGCUAACACUGGAUUACUCUGAGAGCAGAGUCAUGUUCCCAUAGGGACUUCCUUGGUGGAUAAGUGCUUUGCUGCCAUAGCACAGAGCAGAAUAACAUACUGAGAAGCUGUGAUACAAGACACACUCAGCCUUCUCUUCAAUCAUUUCAGACUGAUAUGCCACUGAUUUUUGCCCCAAACUAUUUGCUUUCUAGAUAGGAAAUAUCACUGAGAUUUAGCCUUCAUUUCUCUAUUUCAGUGACUGGCUGAAGGUUAACAAUGUGGGACUCUCAACAUGGGAGUCACAGGGCCGUUACUAAGCAAGGUGAGAACCAGUGCAGUGCCUAGUGCGUUGGGAUUAGACUGGGCAGACGUGGAUUCAAAUCCCCGCUUUGCCACAAAAGUCACUGGGUGACUUUGGGCCAAUCACUAUUUCUCAGCCUAAUCUAUUUUGCAGGAUAGGGGUUCGAAAUUAGCAGGGCAUCAGGUGCAUUUUGUGCCUAAAGAUUCUCCAUUUGCGAGCACCUCAAAAAGUCUGGGUGUCAUUUUUUGCACCUGGCUGACACUCAGGGAUUACUGAAAUGUAUGUGCUUUGAAGCCUCAAAGUAUAUGUUAAGGACAGUCAAUAUGUUAAGGUGUUUAACAAUAAAGCGUAGAGUGUUAUGAAAACUGAACCAUGGUACCAAUAUUUUUAUUGUAAACAAAUUAAACAUGUAUUAACAAUUUCCGCUAAGAAUGUGAUAUUAACUAUGUGUAACCUAUGUGAAUUGCGCAUUAGUUUAUGACUAUCAAAAUAAUAAAAAUAAAAAGUGUUGCUGACCCACCCCCCACCCAUGGUGACUAGGCAUUCUGUUUCGGCGCCCACAACCCAGGUCCCAUAAGCCAUUUGGCUCCUAGAUUUUCUAUCACAGUUUCUAAUACUGAACUUGUGAGAAUAAAAGUAGGGGUGGGGGUGACCAUGUAUGCCAACCCAAGCUCCUUGGAGGAAGGGAGAGGGGAAGGAAGGAGGCAGUUGCUCUGUGCAAAUUCAGAAAGAUCAAUGUCUCACCUUUUAAAAUCCUUUUAAUGUCUCACCUUUUAAAACCCUUUAGAAACCUCACUCCCAAAAUGAAGGUCUUCCAUAGGCAAUUUAUUGGAAAGGACAUGGAAAGCCAGAGUUCCCCAUUCUUGAACUCUAAGCUGUUUUAACUUUAACAUUGCCUUCUCCCACAUAUUUCCAAUGAAAUUACUCCAGUUAACGGGAUAGACUUUUGCCUAACCACACACAGAUUUUAAUCCUACAUUCCUGCAGACUGUCUUGAUAUCUGAGCACUGCUAGGCAUGAGGGAUCCUUGGUCACACUGGAAGAAGAAUCAUAGGGGUUUUCCCCUGGCAGCCCCUGGGUCUUUUAUUCCAUAGUUCACUCUUGCUUUAGUAUAUAAAUCCUCUCUGGUCCACUGGCUCUGUUGCACCUUCCCUUCUGAAGAAUGGGGAGGUAUCAGAUGUCUAAACCAGGUGGCUAGCACGAAGGUACAAAAGAGCAGAGGCUUCCUGAGUGACAUUAGAAUAAUGAGAGAGAGAGAGAGAGAGAUUUCUUAUACUGAAUGAGUCUAUUCUAGGAUGAGUUGUGAGUUAGUCCUGCUUAACAGCUGCUAGUUGAGCCCUAGCAAAUGAUAAGCUGAUUAACUUUGACCCCUCAGUUGAAGAAACACACACAUACACAAUUCUCCAGUACUAUAGAUGGCAACCAUUUGUCAGAGAGUGGGCCUAGUAGUUAAUGAUCAGUGAGCACCUGAAGCUCUGCAAGAAGGAUGGCUAACCCAUGGCCCGAAUCUGGUCCAGCAACUCACAAGAAAUGGCCCCUCUAGCCCUGGAAACUUUUAUCUCCCAAUCAGAUCAGGAGAUCUUUGUUCUGUAGAGAGGAAUCUCUAAAGAGCUGAUACAGCAUUUUUCUCCUGAUUGAGAGAUUUUUAAAAUCCCUCUGCCUGCCCUUUAGAAAAGACAUCUGAAAAUCAGUCAGCGGGAUCUUUUAUCUCCUAUUUCAGAGCUAAGCACCACAGUGUUGAGACUGGAGAUAAGCCCUCCAAAUGAAGCUGUAGAGUCUACCUCUAUUGUAGCUAACCUUUUAAAUUCAAGGAUAGGAAUUCACUGGGACCUCCUGUAUGGAAAAGCUGUGGUAAGAAACUGUCUGUAGGCCUCUGUUUUGGGAUACCAGUUAAAAAGCAAGAGUCAUGACAUGGGAGUUCAGUAAGUGGAUAAUUUAGAGCCUUAAAGGUUUUAUUUUUUCCUAAUCUGGUCAGAUAGCUUUGGAAGAGGGAGAGUUUGAUGAGGAAAAUAGCACAUUUAAGGAAUGGUUAACCCUAGUUCCAGGUUUUUUUUGGGGGGGGGAGCUGCUAUUUUAAAAAUAAAAUAUGUAUUUCAUUUAGUAAAUUCAUAUCUCCAUACAGGUAAUACAAAACCCCAAAACAAAUGUGUUCCAUGCUUAAAGGCAAGCAACUACGGAGUUCUUAUUUGGGGCACAAGAGUUCAGAUUGUACUAGAACUGAUAAUGUACAAGAACUUAUAGAUUAUUUUGAUUUUUUUAAACCCAUAAAGUAAUACUUAAAUAUACACCAGCACUGAAGAGAAUACAGUAUGGUUCAAUUCUGUUUGCUAAAAGAUGCAAACUUAAGGUAAUUCAUCUGUCUUGAAAAAAGCAUAAUGAUAGGUUUAAAACAGAAGUUGACUGAGUAUGUUUUUCCAGCGAAGUGAUACAGCCUUGCUGAAUCAGUGACUCAGUCGCACAGAGUUAACACAGAAGCUAUAAAAUAUCAGAACUACUACACUGUCGAGUUUGAGUGCCUGAUACACAUAUUUUGUGGUGUGAAAUUUUCUAGAGUAGAAACUAUCUCUUCAAAGCCAAAUACGUCCUAACAAUUCACUCCGCUCCUCCUGCCUCCUAAUAAGGAAGUUUCGUUGUCAAUUUGAAGAAUAAAGGUUAGGGCAAGGUUUAGCUCUGUAGCAGCAAGCUUAAAUUUUAAACUAUUAAUACACUGUAGAUUUAACUACUCAGAAGGGAGUAGUUCCAUUUCAGAAUUAAAGCAUAGAAUGUCAGCAGUGAGUGAUGAUGUCUCUGAAAUACCUUUCCACUCUUCUAAAGUAAUCUCUACCUCCAGUUUUUCUAAAAUAAAUGAAGGAAAGCUUGAGCGUGCUUUCAGUAAGGAACUCCAUGAUCUGGGGCAGUUCCCCAAGGAGCGGGGGGGGGGGGGGGCUCUAGUUUCUGAUGGAUCUCUGCUAGAGACAGCAAAAGCUGCUACAAUUUCAGCUCUUGUGAUGAGAAGCCUGUGUUUUGUUUCUGCACACCAUUUUGGAAAUUGAGGAUCCUAAUUAUAUUCCUUACCUCUUUUAAGGUGCUUAAAAAUACAGUCCCCUUCGAAAUAAAAUAGGCAAACCAUCAACAUGCCCCCCAAAGGCAAAUAAAACCCAGGCAACAAAAGCAGACAACCCCUCCAAACAAACAAAAGUCCAAAAAGUUAGGCCAAAUGCACAUUCAGACAAAUAGCUAAGUGCAAAGGUAGACAAAGCAUUCCAAUGGGCACACCAAAGGCAUUAUGAGGAAAAGGAGGGUAGAAUACCUUGAUAAUGCCUAUAUUUUCCAGCCAGUCCAAGGAUACCCAUGGGGUUUUUUUUGGGGGGGGGUGUUAAAGCCAUUUUCAAAAAUGACAGGGGCAAGAAGGCCUUGGUGAGUACAAACAAUCUGAGGUUGCCAUAGUGUCCAUGAGCAUCACAUUGGGGGUUCCACUAGCCCUACACUCAUUCUUGUAUUGUUCAAAUUAUUGCAGAAUAUGUCUUAUUAUGUAAACCAAUAUAUCCUAUCUGAAACAGAAUAAACCUCUUAAAGAUACAUUGGACAAGCAGGUGUGAUAGGAUUCCCCCUUCUGCUCUGCCUCCUGCAGUCACCCUGCACCCCCCCAUCUUUUCAAGGGUCCCCCAAAUGGGGCUGGGGUGGGGGGCUGCAGAGGGAAGAAAGAGUAAGUCCCAUUUGUGCAAACAGAAGUCUGUGAGCAGGUGGGGCAUUGCAGCUAGAUGUCGCCCACCACUUUUAAAACAUACUACUAAAACAAGCUGUUCACAUACACAAUAAUGGCGUGGUGUCUUUUUAUUAUUUUAUAUGGCAUGCAAUUAAAAAGGCUGUACAGAAUACCAAUAAAUAAAGCAAAUAUAAGGACUUUCAAGUCCCAUUGAAAGCCACCAGAUUUCCCCGGAUUUCACUGGCAUUUGAAAGGUGGAAUUGCCGUCAGGUGGGGGGGUAGAUUUCCAAAAGGCGGCACUUUGUCCUGGAUCUUAGGCAAGUCAAUUGGAAAAUCGUGGGUUUUUUGCAUUUUCGUGAUGGUUUGGUUUUUACUUUAUGAAAUAUGGCAACCCUAUAUAAGCUAGACACAACCAGUUUUUGGCCCCGUCUGCACUAUAUAUUUAAAGCAGUGUCUUAACACUUUAAACAGUUAUGGCUCCCCCUCUUACCCCAAAAAUCCAGGGAAGUGCAGUUUGUUAAGGAUGCUUAGAGCUGUUAGGAAACCCCUAUUCCCCUCAAGAGCUACAAUUUCCAGAGUUCCCUGGGAAAGACGGGUUGAUGAAGAAGAGUUUGGAUUUGGAUUUGAUAUCCCGCUUUAUCACUACCCGAAGGAGUCUCAAAGCGGCUAACAUUUUCCUUUCCCUUCCUCCCCCACAACAAACACUCUGUGAGGUGAGUGGGGCUGAGAGACUUCAGAGAAGUGUGACCAGCCCAAGGUUACCCAGCAGCUGCAUGUGGAGGAGCGGAGAUGUGAACCCGGUUCACCAGAUUACAAAUCUACCGCUCUUAACCACUACACCACACUGGCUCUGGUGAUUAAACUACUGUGGGAAUUGUAGGUGUUUGAGGAGAAUAGCUCAAUAUAAUUCAUACUAGGGAUUUUUCAUUUGCAUGCCACGCAGAUCUGCAAAAUUUUCAGUUUUUCAAAAAUAGGCAGUUCUUCAAACUGCUAGUAAUGUGGGACACUCAGUGUGACUCUGCAUGGGAGGUAAAAUGUGAUUCCUGAGCUGCUCAUCCCAUUUCCAAAUGCCAUUUCAGGCACUGUUUUGCACCCAGCCUUUAGCAUGCAAGGGGAUUUUAAAAAGCAGCAGUCACAGUGCAGUAUCUCCAGAGCUCAUCUUGCGUCCCGUCCCCCCCCCCCCCCCGCUCUCUGCAGCCUCACAAAGUAAUAUGUUCCCUCAGUGCGCAUUGUGACAGACACAUUUUAAAACUAACUAGGGCACCUCUUCUCCUCAGUAAAAAUGUACAUUCAUUUUUAGUAUUUAACAUUCCACCCAGCAUUAACUUGCCCCCACAGUUGGCAAGUGUGAAGGAAUAAAAAGCACAUGACUGUUUUGUCUGUUUUUAGCAAAAGCUUUCAUUUAAAUUCAUAGUGUUUCUUAUCUGCAGCACACAUGCUGUUUGUCUUAAACAGACAAUACCCAUGAUUCAAAGCUCCCUGUGCCCUGGGAGGGACGGAUCCAUACGCUCGCUCUCAGGGUUCUGUCCCUUCUUAGAGCUGACAAUAGAGAAGCCUCGCUGGGCUUGUGGAUCAGCAGUGCUGGGUUGCAGCUUGUUUACCCCAUGUGGCUGGGGGGGGGGGAGCGGAAUAGCAAAAGCUGCCACUUCCCAUUAUAGUUUGUGUCUGCAUGUCUCUUCCAACACAAACAAUGUUUCACCAGCUUAGACAAACAAACACAAACCUUUCCUGGCUAAUGAAGAGCUAUGUUUUAACCUUGUCACUUUUCCAUAAUCUGGACAGUGCUUGAUAAUAUGAAAAUAAACAUCAGAGAAACGAGUUCUGUAGUUUCACAUGGUUAUGCUAUAAUACCUGUGACAGCUAACUGCUGAGUGUUAUCAGCAUCAGGCUAGUGUAAAAGGGGUGCAUCAUUCAAUAAGGACGUUAUGCACAUUAUGUCUUUCCUGAUUGCUAAUAACCACAGGACUGUAAAAGGUUUGUUAUAUGCAAAUGAUCCCUUGUGGUAGUAGGUUGCUGCUACAAGUAGAAGCAGUGUUGAUCAUUCCUUCUAGCACAUUCAACAUCCAUGUGUGGCUAUAAUAAUAUACAAUAUAUGCCCACUGACAUACAGUAUAUAUGUCAUUGGGUAUUCUUCACAUACCAUCUGUUCUUGUUUCUCUCUUGCAUGAGGAGGUGCCCAAUCACUUGCAUCCCUAAUUUUGUGCUUCUUUAUAGUUUUGAGUUUGCCAGUUGUUUAUUUAUAGCACAGUACUUUGAAAGGGGGAAAGUCCUGUGUAAGUCAAGCACACAGUUGUGAAAAGAAUAUUGGCCGGCCAAGGAUGGAGUAGUAGAUAUUCUACAGAACCACACUAAAAGAUGUGUCCAUUUGCGAAGGUUGCUGGAGCCAUCUUGAUUUGCCAAUAUUGGAAUGUAAGCCCCACUUUGCUUAUUGGAUAUGCACCGCCUUUCCUCAUACAGUUCACAGUAACUUACAGAAAUAAAAGAAUACAGUAAAAGCAGUACUGUGCAAAAAGAGUCAACAUUGAAAGCCAGCAAUAAUGCAAUUUCAGAUCAGUUGUAACUGGUGUAUAAUUUAGUCUGUCUGGUCUCUGUGGUCAGUUUGGAUUUAGAGGAUGGUUUGAUUCUGGAAACAGAACGAAAUGACCUUUAGGUUCUUUCAAAACCAGCAGUGCUCUCAUCAAAAAUUCUUGGAGGACAGAGACAUUUCAGCCCUCAAGCGCCGAUGCUUUGCCCUCAUUGAGCCUCUAAUCCCAGGAUUAUUAUUUCAAGUUUUUUGUUUGUGAGCUACUAGGGUUAUAGCCCAUAAUCACAUUUGUGAGCUGUUCAUUGGUCACAUCUUUGCCCUCUAUUCCUGGUUUACUGUCCUCUAUGAUAUACUGUAUUAGAGAGAAUUUUAAAGGUGCUUAAUAUAAGCCCCGCUUGCCAAGUAACAAUCAGGUGCUCAAUUUUAAGGCUCCCAGUUGUUCCUUUUCAGUCGCAUCUUUACAGGCUGCACAUCUGACAUCAUAUACAACAUUAGGUGCAGGGCAGGUGGGUUUAGUUUGGGGAAACCUGUCCUGAAGGCCAAAUUAGGACCCCUGGCAAGACUCAAUUAGACUUGUGGGCUGCAGGUUCCCCCAAGCUACUGUUCAAGGCUAAUCUGAGAUGCAUGUUGGAUGUGGAGAGUCUCCUGCCACAAGAGGCUGGACUUAAAUGGCAUUCUGACAUGCCUUCUAUCACUACUAAUCCAUGAUUCAAAAUAUAUGAAGAGCAACUAGUUGAAGUUUAGCCUUACAAAAUAGCCUAGCUAGUAACUUCUGCUGAAAGGCUUUCUUUGUUGUAGAGUGUGCAAUUCUGUUUUUAAAGUUACUGAUUUCCCUUGCCUUUUCCAAGGCAAAAUGUUGACGGGCCAGUACCUGUAGAAGUUGCAUCACAUGUCUGCUAUAACAAUAGGGUGGAUGCAUGCUUUAAGGAAACAUAACAUUUUCUUUUAAUGGAUUAGUCGGUCAGGGGACUUAAUGCAGCAUUUAUUUUAAAAGGAUGGGGUUGGGAAGAGUGUUGGCUGAGAUGUCUGUCCUGAGCGCUUGCACCUCUGACCUUAAUGACAUACUUCCUCUUCUGCUCACAUUACCUGGCCAAGAAAGAAACUUGUACAUUCAAUAACAUAUCUCUGUUUAUAUCCACAUUUUGGCCUGAGGCUGUCACAAGCUUGGGACGUUUUCUGCAAGGAGGGAUUCUUUUCCUAUUGAAAGUAGGCUUCCCUGUCUUCAAGACUUCACCCACUCUCCAUUAAGUUACUCCCCACUCAGGUAGAUAUUUUACCUUCCCCCCCCCACAGCAGUGUGUACAAAUAAUGUUUAAUCAAUGCAACCAUAAUGAAAUUAUUCCAUAAACACAGACUUCAAAGCAGCUACAGUCGAACCUUGGUUUUCAAGCGUCUCGGAAGCCGAACGAUUCAGAACCCGAACGCCGAAAACCCAGAAGUAAUUGCUUCCGUUUUCGAACACGCCUCGGAGGUUGAAUGGCUUCCGCUGCAGGUUUUUCCAUUUUUUCAAUGGAUUUUGCCGACUGCCCAUUGAUCCUUGGUUUUCGAACAUUUUGAAAGUCAAACUGUCUUCCAGAACAGAUUAUGUUUGAAAACCGAGGUUCCACUGUAUUUUAUUUCCUGUUCCUGUCCCUUCUAUGCAGAAUUCCAAACCCUCUUCUUGUUCCACUGAUGCCUCACUGUGUUUUAACUUCCCUCCUGAUGGGGAAUGUGUCUUAACUUCCCUCCUGAUGGGGAAUGUGGCUUCAUAGCAUUCUUAGUUUAGCCAAAAUUGCUAAGCCAGUCUUGCGCUUGGUGUGUCACAAUAACUUCUGACUACUGAAAGCUGGAAAAGAUCUGUAAUGGAAUGAUGUUGCCAUUUCUAGAAACGGCACAUAAAAUAGUUGAUUGGGUGGCCAGCGUAUUUUUUCCCCUCUGCCACUUUUUCAAGGUAACCCUUCCUUCACCAGACAGUAUGAAGGGGGACCUAGGUAAAGGUAAAGGGACCCCUGACCAUUAGGUCCAGUCGUGGCCGACUCUGGGGUUGCGACGCUCAUCUCGCUUUAUUGGCCGAGGGAGCCGGCGUACAGCUUCCAGGUCAUGUGGCCAGCAUGACUAAACCACUUCUGGCGAACCAGAGCAGCGCACGAAAAUGCCGCUUACCUUCCCGCCAGAGUGGUACCUAUUUAUCUACUUGCACUUUGAUGUGCUUUCAAACUGCUAGGUUGGCAGGAGCAGGGAUUGAGCAACGGGAGCUCACCCCGCCGCGGGGAUUCAAACUGCCGACCUUCUGAUCGGCAAGUCCUAGGCUCUGUGGUUUAACCCACAGCGCCACCCGCGUCCUGGUAGGGGGACCUACCAGGGAGUAAAAGGAAAUGGAUGACCUUCUCUUCCCUUUCCCCAAUGUUCCCCCUUUUCUCAUAUGUGCCUUUCCAUGCUGGACCCAUCUACAACCUCUCUGGCUCCUUCUUCCCUUUGCAGCUCACCUACCCAAGUGA
This is a messenger RNA of Podarcis lilfordi (Lilford's wall lizard), 19747 nucleotides long. The record is from the annotation of a GenBank genome assembly. Lineage: Eukaryota; Metazoa; Chordata; Lepidosauria; Squamata; Lacertidae.